Limanda limanda (common dab) is the source of this 6529-nucleotide messenger RNA. It is a transcript of the gene jmy, whose product is annotated as junction mediating and regulatory protein, p53 cofactor. Gene Ontology annotation, cellular component: nucleus; cytoplasm. The record is from RefSeq and is a predicted model, not a curated record. Gene Ontology annotation, biological process: positive regulation of apoptotic process; 'de novo' actin filament nucleation; intrinsic apoptotic signaling pathway by p53 class mediator. Lineage: Eukaryota; Metazoa; Chordata; Actinopteri; Pleuronectiformes; Pleuronectidae. The coding region runs from base 1 to 2697 and encodes 898 amino acids. Gene Ontology annotation, molecular function: Arp2/3 complex binding; actin binding; transcription coactivator activity. The transcript is spliced from 10 exons.
AUGUCAUUCACCAUGGAGGACAACUUGGAGUCCGGGUGGGUGUCCGUCCGACCCCGGCUCUUCGACGAAAGAGAGAGGCACAAAUUCGCUUUCAUCGUGGCCUGGAACGACGUCGAGGGGAAGUUCGCCAUAACCUGCCACAACAGAACCGUGCAGAGACGGGCCACUUUCCUGGACCCGCUCCUGGACUGCUGCCCCGGCGCCGAUGUGCCUCCUGCCCCCGGAGCCUCCGGGGCAGAACAACACGCUAGAAGUCCGGGCACCAAGCGGAGAGACGAGGCUAAAGUUAGACCCCACUCCGUCCCCAAAGGGAAGCCCACAACAAAGCCUGGUGCCGGGGACAAGAAGGCUUUGAAAGCCGGUGGCUCGCAGACAUUAGAGUGCAUCAGCCACACGUUAGGGUCCUGGGACAUCGUGACCCCCAAGGUGAUGGACAUCGAGAUCCUGGAGCCCGUGGAUGUCCCGCUGUCUCCGGACGACUCCGACCCGGGGGACCGGGACGCCAGCGGCCGCGAAGACUUCAGCUGGGCCGGGCUGUUCUCCUUCCAGGACCUGCGGGCAGCCCACCUCCUGCUGUGCUCCGUCAACUCGGACCUGGAGCCGUGUCUGCCGUGUUUCCCGGAGGAGCCCACCGGGGUUUGGACGGUGCUCUUCGGUUCCACCGGGGUGUCGCAGCGGGAGACGGAGGCCCUGUGCUACCAGCUGCAGGUGUACCUGGGCCAUGCCCUGGACACCUGCGGCUGGAAGAUCCUGUCGCAGGUGCUGUUCUCCGGGGAAGACGACACGGAGGAGUACUACGAGAGCCUGAGCGAGCUGAGGCAGAAGGGCUUCGAGGAUGCGCAGGACCGGGCCAAGAGACGCAUGCAGGAGGUGUUGGACAAGCACAAAGCCAUGGACAGCAUGGUGGAGCUGCUGCAGGUGUACCCUGAGGAGGACGAGGUGUAUGCAGAGCUGCUGGAGGCAACGACUCAGCUAUACCACUACCUGCUUCAGCCUUUCAGGGACAUGAGGGAGCUGGCAAUGCUGCGCAGACAGCAGAUAAAGAUCUCUCUGGAGACGGAGCGGCUGGGUCCUCGUCGGGUGGAAGGCCUGAGGAGGGAGGAUGAGGAGUGGCAGAGGAAGGCCCACGCGGCUGUGCUCUCCAUACAGGACCUGACCGUCAAGUUCUUCGAAACCACGACUCGAUCCCAGAAAGCUCUUUUUGAGCGGAUGCGUGCUGACCAGAAGAAGUUUGGCAAGUCGGCGUGGGCGGCAGCAGUUGAACGCAUGGAGCGUCUGCAGUACAACUUCUCCGGAGAAACUCUGCAGCUGAUGAGGGCCAAAGAAAUCUGCCUGGAGCAGAGGAAACACGGCCUGAAGGAGGAGAUGCAGGGUCUGCAAGGUGGAGAGGACGCCAUGCUGCGUCUGGACCAGCUGGAGGCGCUGUACUACGAGUUGCAGAUGCAGCUGUAUGACAUCCAGGCGGAGGUGCUGCGCUGUGAAGAGCUGCUGCUCAACUCUCAGCUGCAGAGUCUGCGCAGGCAGAUGACAGAGCGUCAGGAUGAGGUUGUGUACUACGAUGCCUUCGAGAGCCCGGACGCCAUGAAGGGAGAGGAAGACCCCGCGUCGCCGCCCUCCCCCCUCAGGGACGAAGACCUGAGCGUCCUGCAGCAGAGGACGCGGCAGCUGGAGGCUCGCCGGGGUCGCAUCACCACCAAGAAAGUCUACCUCAAAAACAAGAAGGAAAUCUGUAUAGUCAAUCACAACCAGAAGAUAGAGCAGAGAGGCCAAGGCGACCCAGCUGACAGCAGUUCUCCUCAGCCACUGAAACAGGGAGGAGAGCAUGAAGCAGACGAUGAGGCCAGACAGAACGCCCGGGUGAGUCAGGACAGGCAGAGGACGCUGGACCGGCUGCGAAGCCUCAAUCAGCGGUACCCGGGCCAGGUGACUCUGAAGUCCAGCCGGCUGCGUCUGAGUCAGGCUCACAGCCGGAGGAGGGGGGGGCAGCAGCCCAACACGCAGGCAGCCGGCGUCCAGACCGACUGCGUCUCCGACCUCCCCCAGCUCCACGCUCCCCCCCCGCCCGACGCCUGCGGCUGCGACACCAUGUCUCUACCGACGGUCGACCUCAGUGGCCUGGCCUCUUCGCCUCCCUUCCUCUCGCUGCCUCCCCCACCUCCUCCUCCGCCUCCUCCUCCACCGCCUCCUCCCUCGGAGCAGCAGCAGGGCGAGGACGGGCACUGGAACCCAGCAGCACUCAGUCCGGUGCUGCGACACGAGUCCGAACCCUCCUCACUGCCUCUGGCUCCGUUUUCCCCUCGAUUCUUCGACAGCAGCCAGCUGCUGAACGCCAGGACCAAGCUGAAGAAGACGGCUUCACUCGACUCCUCACAGUGGAGGAGAGCGAGCUCCCCCAUGGACGAAGUGCUGGCUUCUCUGAAACGCGGCAGCUUCCACCUGAGGAAGGCCGAGCUGCGAGUCCUGGCCCCAGACCCGGACGACGACAGCGAGAACAUCCUGGCCCAGAUCCGGCAGGGCGUCCGGCUGAAGAAGGUCCGCACCCGGCCGGAGCAGCAGCAGCGUCAGGCCCGGAGCUUCCUCCACUCGGCCGACGCUCUGACCCGCAGCAUCCACGAGGCUCUGAGGAGAAUCAAGGAGGCGUCGCCCGAGUCCGAGUCCGAGGACGAAGGCCUCCCGUGCACUGACUGGGAAAACUAGUUCCUCAGAAGGAUCUGUUUCUUUUUUUUUUACUUCUCUCUUUCAUGGAUGUGUGGAGCCAAAAUGAAGAGUUACUGUACAAUGGCUGAAGCUAAGCGGACACCUCAGAGUUCCAGCACCUGGUGAUACCUCGGUGCAAUUUUGAACAAGAAAACCCUUGAUUCACUUUUUUUAAAAUAUCAGACAAGCGGCUCAAUUAGUUUCAUACUUGUGCGUGUGGUUUGUAGAAGACGGACCACUAAGGUUGUUGUUGUUUUUUAUGUCGCUGCUGUGGCGUUCUCGGCGAGGACACGACCUCUGACCUCCCGGGGAAUCCAUCCACACGUUGGAGUCGUACUGUACUGUAGCUUGCUGUGAUGGGUUUGUUUGAAGAAGUGAGUAUUUUGUCUUUUCUCUUUUCACCUCUCUCUCUCACUGUCAAAGCACUCGGACUCUCCACCAAUACCUUUUCUGUAUGAUUUUUACAUUACAAACAUACAUAGGAGAUGUCAAGUGCAUAAGAAUGCCCAAACAUGUACAUGGAUGCAGGACAAGAGAAUUCACACUUACUGAAAGAAGUACUUUGACAUUUUGGAAGAUAAGGACGCUGCUGCUGCUGCAUGUUUCACUUUUCAGACAUGAACUCCGGAGAAUCUUCUCCAGAGUUUCUCUUUCACACAUGAACAACACAGCAGGAGACUCGUUUCAUGUGUGGAAGCAGCUUUUCACAACUCACACUUGUUCUAAUGGUCUCAGAGAGAAUAAGUGAGUUUCCCAAAACGUUGAACUAUUCCGUUAUUUAGUCUGAUAUGAGAAGUGGAGCCACACGACUAAAAGUUGCACAUUUUGGUUUAUGGGUCCUUUUCAUCAUGCUGGUGUUACAAUACCAGAACCAGCAUUGCACUGGUGUAUUUGGAGAAUUAGCCAUAGUUCUUAAAGCAUUUUCACUUAUACAAGGUCAAAAUAUGAUACAACACGAGAAAGGUGUUUGUGUCAAAGAUGCAGCUUAUGGUGAAAGUUAAAUUCAGAGCAUCACUUCUUUCUCUGGGUUAGAGCUCAGCACAGGAUUGUAAGAUGCAGUGGGACCUCUAGUUUACAAGUAUAUCAUUUUAUCAACUAUCCACAGCAAGUGAACUUCCACAUAUUAUUAAACUAUCCUGGAAAAAUAGAGACACCAGCAGAGCUUGAGCCCGAGAAUUGUCACAUUUGUACGUUUUUUUCAGUAUCAGAAUAAUCCACUGGUAGUCCCAUGGCUACAUUGCACAUUGGAACUUCUAAUAGGUCAUUUAUUAUAUUUUAAAAGGCUUUUAAAUCUGACAAAAUCUCAACAAGCAUAGGCCCAAAAAACAACCAACAAAAAAGCAGGGCUCAAGUUGACUGAAUCCAGGACAUUAUAUAGACUUUAUACUAUAGCAAAUACAUAAUUGAGCUGAUGGAACCGUAGAAAUAAAGUGAGAUCCUUCAUAUUAGGUAAUGAUCCUAAUAACCAGCUUACCUCCCACACUGGAUCACACUGAAGCUCAGCACUAUAUAAAUACAGACCACUUACAGCUCACAAGAGUAUAUAUAUAUUAUCAGAGACAUUUAAAUUCAUCUUUUCUGAAGCAGCAUUGGAUAUUAGCUUGUUUAACUGAUCGUUUUUCAUCCCAAACCACUUUUAAAGUUGCCCAAACACAGUAUUUUGACACAAAAUGAACAAAUAGGUAUCCAGUUAUAUUUAAUAUGUGGCCAGUAUUCCCUCUGAUGAAUAACAAGUUCCACAGUGGUCACCCUAUGUUAAGUUACUCUUCAACACAUGACCAAAAGGAAACCAUCCCAGUAAGCAGUCAUAGUAAACUCUGGUGGAAACUGAUCAUGAAAACAAGUUUUGUGAACAUUAAAUCAUUAUUAGAAUCGCUCGACAGAAGAUCAGCCGUUAUUUCCAUAUUUAAUACAAAGACUCUGAAUAUUCUCUGGUUUCAGCUUCUCAAACGUAACCAUUCCCGUUGAUUUUACUGUUUUAUACUGCAAGUUGAAAAUAUUUAAGUUUCUGACUAAUGGGCAGACACAAGGAGACAUUUAUAGAUGUCCCCUUGGGCUUAAGGAAAUUGUUACAGGCAUUUUUUUUACUAUUUUAUACACAAAAUCAAUUAGUUGAAAACAGCAAUUAUGAGGUUUUGAAAAGAUCUUCAGGAAGUGGGGAAAAUGUUUAAAAUGUUUUGAAAGCAACGUCCAGCCCUUUUUUUAAAAAAAAAAAUUAAAAAAAGAAGCUUUAAUGCACAUGUACAUAACAGACUCCAGAUGUGGAGCAGCAUUACAAACAAACAUGAAGUGCACCGGAGCGUAGUUCAUCGCCCUCUGCUGGAACAGACGCAGCUUCCUGCUCGCCACACCCAACGCUAUCGGGAUCAUACGUGUUGUUUACCUUUUUAUUUUGUUUGUGGUUUUUACUCUGAUUUUAUUUACCCCGGAUUCUCUCUCCGUUUCCACUGCCUUGUUGUGUUUUUUUUGGUCAUGGAGUUGUUUCAGUUUUGCGUGUGUGUGAUUGUUUUUUUGUUUAUUAUGUAUGAUCUGUGUCAAACCUGUCUCCAGCUGAAAAACACAUGUUCCUGUAGUUAACACGUCAGUAGGCACUGAGCGGCAUGGCUUCAUUUAAAGAAACCGUUUGACAUUUAGGGAAAUAAAGACAUGAAUUCUCUCUCUUGUUCAACAGUUAAAUGAGAAGUAUAAACAAAUCCAAAGAUCCUCUGAAACUCACAAAUCAACAUCCUGUUGUUGGACUACGUCAAACCACAUUAAGGAGUUCAGCUAGAGAAACAAUGCAAGUAAAAAUAUUAGUUAGCUUUUAUUAAAUUUAAACGAUGAUGUAAGUUGUGGCCCUGUAGUGUAUUUACAUUUAAACACAUUUACAAUCUGCCACAGCCAUUCACCAAAUAUUCACAGAGAAACAGGGACAAAAUCUGACAGGUGUGAUGAUGAAAGCUGUAAUUCUCCUCACCUUGUGUUAUUUGUCAGGUCUUUUUAUAUGUCGUUAUGGAAACCCAUUUCUACAACGGCGUAUUAGAGCUGUAAAAAACUAUUUAUUACCAAAUAUUACAGAGCUGAGGUUAGGGCAUCUUGUAAAUUAAUGACUUUAAUGUCGUCAAUUCAGUUUUUGCUGCUUUAGAAUAGAGCCUGGCUAACAGUUUCUAUCUGUUUCCAGUCUUUAUGCUAAGCUAACUGCCUGCUGACUGAAGUGGUUAUCGAUCCUCUCAUCUAACUCAUGAAAGCUAAACGAGUGCGUUUCUCAUGCUGAACUUUGUGAAACACACAGAGUCACUGUUGCCAAGUGUAAAACAUAAUUCCUACUCAGUGUGAGUGUAGUUCCUCUUCUACCCAAACACACACACACACACACACACCUUUACUGAUAUUAAACAGUAGAUUACCUGUUUGACCUUCACCUCCUCACACUGCUCUGUUUGCUUUUUAUUUUUUCCGCUUUUUGUAGAAUCCACUUUGUGACUCGUAGUUUUCCCUCCAUCUUUUAUUUGUACCUUUAUGACCUUAUGCAUGUGGCCGGUUCGAGGACGAAACCCAUCACAACAUAAGUGCAAUAAUGAAGAUAAAAGUCAUUCUAUGGAUUUUACUGUAAUGAAAUGUAAAUCAUGUCAAAAAAACCUAUAUCCGCAUGCCUAAAUGUAUUGAAGUAUUUAUUGAAGCUUCAUAUUUUAAAGACAUUUUUAAAGCAUACAAAUGUAAAUGUACUUUAUAAGCUUUUCUUUUUGUCGCUUUUUUGGUUUCCUAUCAUGACAUUCCUCUCUGCUUUCUAUAUCCUAGUUAUUAUAUAUAUAUUUUUUGUCCUUUUAAAAAUAAAAAUAAAAUAAACACCAAA